This is a messenger RNA of Coniosporium apollinis CBS 100218, 498 nucleotides long. RefSeq lists its product as uncharacterized. Gene Ontology annotation, cellular component: cytoplasm. The transcript has a single exon. The record is from RefSeq and is a predicted model, not a curated record. Gene Ontology annotation, molecular function: protein-N-terminal-alanine acetyltransferase activity; protein N-terminal-serine acetyltransferase activity. NCBI's taxonomy places the organism in Eukaryota, Fungi, Ascomycota, Dothideomycetes. The coding region runs from base 1 to 498 and encodes 165 amino acids.
AUGGACAACAUCUUCCCAUCCCCCUACACGCUCUCCGACGGCAUCAAGUGGGUCAACUACAACCUCUCCCUCUCACCGCCGCUGAACUUCGUCAUCGCGGACCCCACCACCUCCCUCGCGAUCGGUGGCAUCGGGCUCAAGCCCGGCACGGACGUGCACGAGCGCAGCGUCGAGGUCGGGUACUGGCUCGGUGAGGAGUUGUGGGGAAGGGGUGUUGCGACCGAGGCGCUGGUGGGGUUUGUGGGGUGGGUUUUGGGGGAGCGGGAGUGGGAGAGGGUGAUUAGGGUACAUGCGGGUGUGUAUGGGGGGAAUGUCGCGAGUGGACGGGUGUUGAGGAAGGCGGGGUUCAGGCUUGAGGGAUGCUUGAGGCGGCAUGUUUGGAAGGAGGGGAGGCUGUUGGAUUUGGAGGUUUAUGCGGUGUUGAGGGAGGAGUGGGAGGGGCGGGAGAGGGAGAGGGCGGCAGAGGAAGGACCGUCCGCUGGGGAGAUGUCGAUAUGA